AUAGAUGAGGUUAAAAAUGUUUUUAAAUGCAUAUCCUUUGCCUUAUAGCAUCGUUGCCGCAGUCAUAUUUGAAUGUUUUUGGUUUAAAAAAAAAAAAAAAGAGGAUCUUCAAAAAACAAAAAGAGACUAUUUACCUUAAUUCAACUUUUGCGUAUUGCCAUGACUUAGAAAAAAAGCAAAUACAUUGAUAUGUUUACCAUGCUCACCGUGCAUACCGCCACCCGCACUCUCCGUUGCAGCAAUUUGGCGAACCUCUUCAUUUAAAGCCCAGUGUCACUGAUUAAAAAGUCACCUAAUUGCCCCCAAACAAUUGUCACUUUUGUUGUAGUGCGUGUUUAUAACGCACACUAAGAAAUAUUUGACAUCCGCUCGACCCCGGUGGAGAAAGUGCAGCUCGAAAAGAAGCGAUUGUCAUAAAUGGGUCGUGGUGCUUUUGUGUGUGCGCAGCUCUUUCUCUCUAGGCGCAACAUUAUUAUUAUUUAUUUUUAUUUUUUGAAGGUGUGCCUCCAUUUUACGCAGCCGAGUGUCGCUGAGCCAUCUGGCAAGUUUAAACCUGAUAAUUUCCCGCAUAUUUGGAAUACUUUAGACUUGUUAACAGGCAGCGUGUCCAUCAGCAUCCGUGUCACUUACGGCGUGAUGAUGAUGAUGACGUGCGUGCCGACGGCUCCGUUUGCGCAAAGUAUUAUCCCGACUUUAGAGAUAAUCGGCGGGGAAAAAAAAAGAAAAAGAUGAUUGACGUCAGUGACAAAAGGUGCAACAGGUGGGAAGGUGGCGUCACUGGACACGGGUCACGGGCGCAAAAUGGAGGUCGCGGUCCCAUCACGCAGCAGACGUGCUGUGUCCGCCGGAGCUCGACCCAAAUGGGCCUGGACCCAGAUGGAACGAGAGAAAACUCCUUUCCGACGUGUUAUACCAGUAGUGGCCACCAGGGUGCGACAAUCCCCUUUUUCGUAACGCACACUCACUGGACACGUUAUUAGUUACACGCGAUCGAAUGACAUUCAGUGUCCUUUGCAAAGAUAGAAGUAAUUCGUUUUGAUUGACGCAUCGCGCUUGUCGCUUGCACUGCAUAACGAGAUAAUAAUUAGGCGCACCUCGCUAUGGUGUCGCAUAGCAACAAAAUAAACAUACUGCCGAAAGGUCUUUGCAAUUUUUGCGGACAGAUGUUAUAUUGCAUUGUGCAGGCGUACUUAAUGAAGUGUCCAAGUCUUUAGCGAAUAGCGAAAAUCUGCGCGUGAUUGGGGCGCCCCUAAAUCGGUUUCUAAUUGCCUAUAAGGGCCACAAGAUGGCGACGAUGCACUGAAAUUGAAGCUCCUCAGUUGACUUCAACACAGUUCCUUGGCUACCAGAUACCACAAGAUGGUGCCGAAGCGCUCCUUUUAUAUUAAACGAGGCUUUGGCUAAUAAAAUGAAAAAAUGUGCAAAUCAGCGAGUGAGCUGCACGGGCAGCCAUUUUGGGCCGGACAGUGUCACAGAAAUGGAAAUGAACAUUCAUUCCACUGCCGUGGAUGUGUGAGGAGCUGGAAUGUUCCUUUAAGUGAAGCGCAAGCGCGGAGGAGGAGGAGCUGUGUGUGUGUGUGUGUGUGUGUGUGUGUUCCUCAGUUCGACUUGCGGGGCGAAGCGCUGCGCGUGGAAAUGAAAGACUCUGCCGUUCCCGGAGCGGCGGCACACGAGCGGGACUUUCGCUCCUCUCCCUCCUCUUCCUCACGGGAUCAUGCUUCCUCGUCUCCUCCUCCUCGGCUGCCGUGCGCCUUCGCCUCACCGGAUCUCAGCUGAGUGACCGAGAGUGGCCGCACCGGAUUGGAACCUGCGCACUUUUAUUUUUUAUUUUUUGGGGGGUGGGGGGAAAUUGCAGAACAUCUCCAACGCCUCUUUGCGGAUCGCGUCGGAGUUGAGACGACAUGCUGCCGCUUCUGCUGCUGAUGAGUGCGGCCGCGUUGUCAGGUGCAGGCGCCCCGUCGGAGGCGUCGCCCCGCGCGGGCGUGGCGCCCCGCUGCGAGAGCCGCGCCUGCAACCCGCGCAUGGGCAACCUGGCGCUGGGCCGCCGCGUCCUGACGCAGAGCGUGUGCGGCAACAACGGCAGCGAGCCCUACUGCGCCUACGCCGAGCCGGGCCCGCCGUGCGGCGCCGCCAAGUGCGCCCGGUGCAACGCCGCCCUGCCGCACCUGUCCCACCUGGCGGGCGCCAUGUCCGACUCGUCCUUCCGCCACCCCGACACCUGGUGGCAGUCGGCCGAGGGCGUCGAGUCGGAGACGGUGCAGCUGGACCUGGAGGCCGAGUUCUACUUCACGCACCUCAUCGCCGUCUUCCGCUCGCCGCGGCCCGCCGCCAUGACGCUGGAGCGCUCGCAGGACUUCGGGCGGACGUGGCACACGCUGCAGUACUACGCCCGCAACUGCAGCGCCGCGUUCGGGAUCCCGGAGGGCAAGGCGGCCGCGUCGGCGCGGCGUGGAGCCGCCUGCACGUCCAAGUACUCGAGGGCGUACCCGUGCACCCGAGGGGAGGUGAUCUACCGCACCCUCCCCAAGUGGGAGUCUCUGGAUCCCUUCGGCCCGGAGGGCCAGCGGCAGCUGCGGGUGACCAACGUCCGCAUCCGACUGCUCAAGCGCCAGCCGUGCCCGUGCCAGGCCAAAGACGCCGCCGCGCCGAGCGAGAUUCCGCCCACGCGCCACUUCGCCAUCUACGACCUGAUCGUGAAGGGCAGCUGCUUCUGCAACGGGCACGCCGAGCAGUGCGUCCCCGCGCCGGGGUACCAGCCCGUCCGGGACCGCACCAACCACGUGGUCCACGGGAAGUGCGUGUGCCGACACAACACGGCCGGGGAGCACUGCGAGCGCUGCGCCGCGCUCUACAACGACCGGCCGUGGCAGCCCGCCGACGGCCUGACGGGGGCGCCGCACGAGUGUCGCAAGUGCAAGUGUAACGGACACGCUCACAGCUGCCAUUUUGAUUGGUCGGCGUGGAGGGACUCGGGCCAGCGCAGCGGCGGCGUUUGCGACUGCCUGCACGACACCGAGGGGCGGCAGUGUCAGAACUGCAAGGCCGGCUUCUACCGGGACCCCCGGCGGCCGCACACGGCCUCCAACUCUUGCAAGCCAUGCAACUGUCACCCUCUGGGUUCCAUGGCCGUGCGCGCGGCCAGCGACGCGCUGUGCGACCCGGCCAACGGCGACUGUAUCUGCAAGCCGGGCGUGGGCGGCGCCCACUGCGACAGGUGCAUGGUGGGAUACUGGGGCUUCCACGAGUACGGCUGCCGGCCGUGCGACUGCGCUGGAGACUGCGACCCCUUCACGGGCGACUGCGUACUCGCCUCGGACUUGUACAACUCGGAGGGAAACUCCAGCGAGUCCGUCCGGAUCUUCAGAGUGGACGAGCUCUUCUCUGCCCUCCACUACUCAGAGAAGUGCGAGUGCAAAGAGCAGCCGCUGACCAACAGUCAUCUGUUCUGCACCAUGAACUACGCGUACGUGUUGAAGGUGAAGGUGCUGUCGGCCCACGACAAGGGCUCGCACGCCGAGGUGGAGGCCAAGGUCCAGAAGGUGCUGAGUCAGAAGGUGAAGCUCCAGCGGGGCCGCGUCACCCUGUACCCCGAGUCGUGGACGGCCCGGGGCUGCACCUGCCCCAUCCUCAACCCGGGUGCGGAGUACCUGGUGGCGGGCCACGCCGACAGGAAGCGGGGCCACCUGCUGGUCAACAUGAAGAGCUUCGUUAAGCCAUGGACGUCCAGCUUGGGACGCAAAGUGCUCACGCUGCUCAAGAAGGACUGCAACUGGUAGACGCGCACACGCGGGUAAGACUUUUGCCCCGCAGACGUCCUCCACGCACGCCUGGAUUAUGAAACGUGGAUUAUCAUUAUGGGGGGUUGUUACCUGGACUGACCUCAGAGGAAAAAAGGUCUCUGCGCACUUUAACCAGCAAGAUGGACUGGACUGGAAUAUGAACGCACAAAGACGCAAUUACACGCACAAAGUACAAUGUGUACAGUGGACACACACACACAUACAAACAGUGAGAGAGAAGAAGCCAUACAAGCCACUGCAGGUGGUUCAGUCCUCGCCAGUCCAGGUUUGUCGCCUGCGUGGAAAUGGCGGCGUAUCGCUCCCGAGCGUGAAUGUAUUUGCCUGAGUGUGCGCCUGCGUACGAAUGAGGAGUUGAAGCACGAGCACAGUCCCAGUCCAGCUCUUUUUCUUCUCGUUGCCACUCGUCCUUCCUUCCUCCCCUUCUGUGCUCUUUGUACAGUGUUGUUUGUAUAUCGAUAUAAAUAUUAUUAUUGUCACGUGACAGUAAUUUUUUUUCAGCUU
Molecule: messenger RNA, 4301 nt
Organism: Phyllopteryx taeniolatus (common seadragon)
Lineage: Eukaryota; Metazoa; Chordata; Actinopteri; Syngnathiformes; Syngnathidae
Gene: ntn4
Product: netrin 4
Exons: 10
Coding region: 1902-3776 (624 amino acids)
Biological process (GO): cell migration; basement membrane assembly; substrate adhesion-dependent cell spreading
Cellular component (GO): laminin trimer
Molecular function (GO): protein binding
Source: RefSeq, a predicted model, not a curated record